Messenger RNA from Vigna angularis (adzuki bean), 548 nucleotides. RefSeq lists its product as uncharacterized. The record is from RefSeq and is a predicted model, not a curated record. Lineage: Eukaryota; Viridiplantae; Streptophyta; Magnoliopsida; Fabales; Fabaceae. Bases 14 to 454 code for a protein of 146 amino acids. The transcript has a single exon.
UUACAUCAUUAACAUGGGAAACUGUUUGAGGAAAAGCAAGAUAUCAGCACAGAAUAAUGAGGAGUGUGAUGCCUCAGUAGUUGAAAAGGUUGAGAAGGUAAAGGUAGUUCGAAUAUUGUCCAAGUUGGAAGCAGCAGAGAUGGAAGAAAGGAUGAUGAAGAAGAAGGUGAUGAGGUUGAUGGUGAAAAAUGGUGGCAGUUGUAAAAGUGGGGGUGUGAGGAUUAGCGUGGUGAUGAGUCAGCAAGAGUUGAAGAGGAUGUUGAGGUGCAAGGAUGAAGCUCAGCAGCAGAGUUCAAUGGAGGAAUUUCUGCAUGCUGUGAAGUUGAGAGGAAGAAGAAUUUUACAAGUUGGUGGUGAUUGUGAUCAUGACAGAAUCAGUUCUUGGAAGCCAUCUUUAGACACUAUUCCAGAGGAUUGCUUCAUCAAUUCAAACUCAACAAUAUGUAAACAAUGACACUUUUUUCUUAUAUAUAUUUGAUGUGUUCAACAUCAAUCAUGUGUACGUAGUUUCAAUCUUACUUAGAGAAUACAAAUUCAGUUUAUGAUGC